Molecule: messenger RNA, 1041 nt
Organism: Ustilago hordei
Lineage: Eukaryota; Fungi; Basidiomycota; Ustilaginomycetes; Ustilaginales; Ustilaginaceae
Exons: 5
Coding region: 1-1041 (346 amino acids)
Biological process (GO): regulation of transcription by RNA polymerase II
Cellular component (GO): nucleus
Molecular function (GO): transcription coregulator activity; double-stranded DNA binding
Source: RefSeq, a predicted model, not a curated record
AUGACGAGCACAGAGAAGAAGUCCAAGGAGUCUCAACUCAACCGAACCCCGCACAAGUUCCAAGUCAACGAUGUGGUGCUCGCCAAGGUCCGCGGUUUCCCAGCAUGGCCAGGAAUCGUCAUGGAUGACGAGAACGUGCCAUCUGCCGUCUUGAAAGAACGACCUGUAGCCAAGCACAGAGAUCAGUACACCAUUCGCUUCUUCCCCGCCGCCGACUACCACUGGGCUUUCUCCAAGGACCUCGAGCUACUCAGCAAGGACAAGAUCGACUCCUUCCUCGCAGGCCCAAAUCGCAAGAAGGGCGACCUCAGACAAGCCUACGAGAUUGCUCGCGACCCUCACUCUUGGAACGAGGAGCAGAACAAGAUUGUGCGCAACUACGAAAAGUCUUUGCAAGAUGCAGCUGAGGAGGAGGAAGAGAACCAGGAUCAGCUUGAAGAGGACGAGGAUGGUGACGAACCUUCGAGCAAGAAGAGGAAACGCGAGCCUGAGAGCGGCAAGAUUCGCGAAAGUGCCGACAAGCGCAAGAAGUCCAAGGCAGCCGAGGCUGCCAAGACCAAGGUUGAGAAGCCAAACAGCAAAGGUGCGGCUACAAAUGGAGAGGACAAGUCGGACGAGUCCUUGGAUCCCGAGGCCAGGCAGGUCAAGGAAUGGCGACACAAGGUGCAAAAGACCUUCCUUGGCAAAGACGGCAAGAUCAAUCCAGAAGACAUGGAAGCAGCAGAUGCCACUUUCAAGACCGUCGAGGAGUACGAUGGCAUGACAGCCGAGCACCUGCGAACCACCAAGAUCGGCAAGGUGAUGAAGCGCGUUAUGCAGCUCAGCUCAAUUCCUCGCGACGACGAAUUCCACUUCAAAGAUCGUGCAGAGAAGCUCUGCGCCAAGUGGGGAGUCAUCAUGGCUUCUAGCGACGGACCCAAGGAGUCGGCCGCUGAAGGAUCAAGCGAGCCAGUCAAGGAGAAUGGUGACGCUGCUGCCCACGCCGAGCCAGAACCCAAGAGCGAGGCCGAGGCUCCUGCGGCUCCACCCGAGAGCUCUUGA